UGAUACAGUUCACGAGGCAUCCUCCCAUCUGUCCAUCUCUCUUCUCUCUAAACAAUUAAUAAUAAUAUAAUAGCAAACAGAGCAAAAGAAUAGAGAUAUAGAGAGAUGGAAAACGGUAGAAGCAGAACAGAGACGAAGGUGAUGAUGAUGAUGAAGGAGCCACCCACACCCACAACAACCCCCCUCAGAAAGGUUCAGAUUGUGUAUUACCUCUCUAAAAACGGCCAGCUUGAGCACCCGCAUUUCAUGGAAGUCUCUCAUUUUGCCCACCACCCACUUCGAUUGAAAGAUGUAAUGGAUCGACUCAUGAUUCUUAGAGGCAAUGCAAUGCCAUCUCUGUAUUCUUGGUCUUGCAAGAGGAGUUAUAAGAACGGAUAUGUUUGGAAUGAUUUGGGUGAAAAUGAUGUGGUGUAUCCAUCUGAACCUGAAGGAGGAGCUGAAUACAUACUCAAAGGAUCUGAGAUUCAUCUUCAACCUUCUUCCUCCUCUACUCAAAAAAUCCAGCAGAAUGACGUCAGCCCCAGACCAAUGCAGCAAGUUACAGCUGAUCAAGUUACUGGUAUAUACCCAAAACGCACUACCCAACACGCUAAACGACAUACUGAACCACAAGAAGUAGGACAUUACAGCGAAGAAGAAGAAGAAAACUAUGAUGAUCAGUACGAAGAUGAAAAACAAAAAGCUAAGAGUAAUAGAUCCUCAAAAGAAACAUCCACCGAGUUAACUCGCCAUCUUCCCAAGCCAACUCUCAGCCCUAUCUACGACUCGGAAGGAUCUGAGUCAGUACUGAGUCGAAACUCGGUACUGUUUCAACUCAUUCCCUGCGUAGGCGGAGGGGCGGCGGCUAUCAAGGGUAGUAGGAUUAUUUCCUCUCCUGCUGUGGUGACAUCUUUUAGAGAGAAAAAUGGGAACAACAAUAAUCUUCAUAAGGAAGUACUUCGCAACAGGGCCGCGGCAGCUGCAGCGGCGGCAGAGUUGGAGGAUAAGAUGAUAAUAAGGUGCAUGUCGGAGAAUCCACGAUUCGGAAACUUGCAAUCGGAGGAGAAAGAAUAUUUCAGUGGAAGCAUAGUUGAGUCGAUGAUCUCGAAGGAGGAGCGAGUCAAAUCGGUCGAGUUAGCUCAGUUGAAGAAAUCAUCUUCAUACAAUGAAGAAAGGAGCGGAAAGAGUGGACUUGGGGAAACAGAGGAGGAAUUGCAGAAGGGACCUGCAGAUAAAGUAAAGAAAGAUGAAAUGAAGAAGAGAGAGAAAGUAGUGAAAUGUAUUCCGAAGAUGAGAUCUUCCUGCACUAAACAACCCAACAAGAAGAAAUGACCCUACAUCCCCUUUUCUCAAUUGUCAACACUGAACCUGCAACCAGAAACGACAAUGCAUGUGAGAGAAAUGGCUUUAAUUUCAUUAUUUAAUGUCCAAAACUUUCAAAUAGUUUAAAAUGGUGACGCUUGAACUUUUGUACUUGGAUUUCUACCAAACU
This is a messenger RNA of Impatiens glandulifera, 1471 nucleotides long. Its product is annotated as protein SOSEKI 2-like. The transcript has 5 exons. NCBI's taxonomy places the organism in Eukaryota, Viridiplantae, Streptophyta, Magnoliopsida, Ericales, Balsaminaceae. The record is from RefSeq and is a predicted model, not a curated record. The coding region runs from base 106 to 1311 and encodes 401 amino acids.